Molecule: messenger RNA, 421 nt
Organism: Anarrhichthys ocellatus (wolf-eel)
Lineage: Eukaryota; Metazoa; Chordata; Actinopteri; Perciformes; Anarhichadidae
Gene: ndufa2
Product: NADH:ubiquinone oxidoreductase subunit A2
Exons: 3
Coding region: 48-347 (99 amino acids)
Cellular component (GO): respiratory chain complex I
Source: RefSeq, a predicted model, not a curated record
CCGGGCUGUUUUAACCCUCGCGCCGUCCUUGACAGACAGAAGCUAAGAUGGCGGCCUCAGCGGUGAGAGCUCUCAGCUCGGGUUUAAAGAACAUCAGAGAGAUCAGAGUCCUCCUCUGUCAGAGCUCUGCGGCCAGCAAAGGGGCCAGAGACUUUGUGGAGCAGCAUUACGUGACUCUGAAGACCUCCAACCCAGACUUCCCGAUCCGGAUCAGAGAGUGUUCUGGAGUCCAGGCCCAGGUCUGGGCCCGAUACGAUUUUGGGAGAGAGAGCAGCGUCUCAGUGGACAACAUGUCAGCUGAUCAGGUGGCUGGAGCUCUGCAGACUCUGGUUCAGUCCAAACCCUGAAGUGGUUUCGUCCAAACAUUUUUUCAGUUUGUAUGUAAAUGUGUUGAUAUGAAUAAACCUUAUUAUUAAUGUUA